Messenger RNA from Panthera uncia (snow leopard), 2092 nucleotides. RefSeq names its product serpin family B member 5 (gene SERPINB5). Gene Ontology annotation, biological process: negative regulation of endopeptidase activity. NCBI's taxonomy places the organism in Eukaryota, Metazoa, Chordata, Mammalia, Carnivora, Felidae. Bases 125 to 1252 code for a protein of 375 amino acids. Gene Ontology annotation, molecular function: serine-type endopeptidase inhibitor activity. The record is from RefSeq and is a predicted model, not a curated record. The transcript has 7 exons.
CAGGGGAGCCAGCCCUGCCUCUGCCCCACAGAGGGUUGCUCCUACAUCAAGGUCCUUGGGAGGCUCUCGUGUUCCUUUUCCCUUGCUGUGCGUUUUCCGGGAUAACUGUGACUCCAGGCCCACAAUGGACGCUCUACAACUGGCAAAUUCGGCUUUUGCAGUUGACCUGUUCAAACAACUGUGUGAAAAGGAGCCAGCGGGCAAUGUCCUCUUCUCUCCGAUCUGUCUCUCCACCUCUCUGUCACUUGCUCAAGUAGGCACCAAAGGUGACACAGCAAAUGAAAUUGGACAGGUCCUUCAUUUUGGAAACAUCAAAGAUGUACCCUUUGGAUUUCAAACAGUGACAUCGGAUGUGAACAAACUUAGUUCCUUUUACUCCCUGAAACUGAUCAAACGACUCUACGUAGACAAAUCUCUGAAUCCUUCUACAGAGUUCAUCAGCUCUACAAAGAGACCCUACGCGAAGGAAAUGGAAACCGUUGACUUCAAAGAUAAAUUGGAAGAGACGAAAAGUCAGAUCAACCAGUCCGUCAAGGACCUCACCGACGGCCGCUUUGAGAACAUUUUGUCUGACAGCAGUGUCAGUGACCAGACCCAAAUCCUUGUGGUUAAUGCUGCCUACUUCGUUGGAAAGUGGAUGAAGAAAUUUCCUGAAUCCGAAACCAGAGAAUGCCCUUUCAGAAUCAACAAGACAGAGACCAAACCGGUGCAGAUGAUGAAUAUGGACGCCACGUUCUGUAUGGGCAACAUUGAUGGUAUUAAUUGUAAGGUCAUAGAGCUUCCCUUUCAAAACAAACACCUCAGCCUGCUUAUUCUGCUCCCCAAGGAUAUGGAGGAUGAGUCCACGGGCCUGGAGAAGGUUGAACAACAACUCAACUCAGAGACGCUCUUGCAGUGGACUAAUCCCAGCACCAUGGCCAAUGCCAAAGUCAAACUCUCCAUUCCAAAAUUUAAGGUGGAAAAGAUUGUUGAUCCCAAAGCUAGUCUGGAAAAUCUAGGGCUGAAAAAUAUCUUUAAUGAGAAUACAUCUGAUUUCUCUGGAAUGUCAGAGACCAAGGGAGUGGCCCUCUCCAAUGUUGUUCACAGAGUGUGCUUAGAAAUAACUGAAGAUGGUGGGGAUUCCAUGGAGGUGCCGGGGUCACGAAUCCUGCAACACAAGGAUGAAUUCAAUGCUGACCACCCAUUUAUUUACAUCGUCAGGCACAACAAAACGCGAAACAUCAUUUUCUUUGGCAAGUUCUGUUCCCCUUAAGUGGCAAAAGCCCAGGUUAAGUCCCACCUGACUUUUCUGUAAACUCUGCAUCCAAAGAAACACUUUCUAAAUACAAUAAAUUGUUAAUAUUGCUGGAUCUGGAAGCUGCUGGUACUUGACCUGUGUAGCCCUCAUACCAACAGACCCUUCUUUUCCAAUUCUUUGUUUUGUUCUCCCUUCACCUCCUCCCCAUAAGACGCAAUGCUUUUAAUGAAAAGGAGUUACUGUGGAGGAAAUAUAUGUAUUCAUUAUUUGUCAAAUUAUCUCAGGUUGUUGGCAGGAAUACAGACUUUCACAAAGAAAAUCCCCGGAAGGGGGAUCUGGAGGAUUUUAGAGCUUUACCUUCCUUCACUGGGAUCAGAAUUCUGGGAACACCAGAAUGUUCCAGACAUUCUUACUUCCCCGAAAGACUAAAGAAACUGGUACACGGGAUCCACAAAACUUUCCUAGCCCUGCUGGAACUUGGGCACACGUUCAGGCUACUGUCGGUCCACAGCUCCUUAUGCUAAAUGGUGGUACCGGUGUUUUCCUCAAACUCUGACUUUUUGGGAUUUUAGAAAGCUAACCUGUUGCACAUACUAUGUGUUUCGGAACUCCACUGAUAGAGUCUGGGACAGCACCCUAUAAAUCAACACCUUAAUAUCUUUGCCACAACCCAUACAUAUUCACACAAGCUGGGUAGACAGACUCUGAGCAGCCCGUAAGUACCAGGUUUUGCCACCAAAUGAGUGUGCCAGCAGCUUAUGAAGACUGUGUUUUCAGAACUUUUGGAAAUUUUGGAGUGUUGGAGAAGGGAUUGCAGACCUGUAGCAGCUGAAGCGCAGCACCUCGGUGGGGAGG